Messenger RNA from Ictalurus furcatus (blue catfish), 1656 nucleotides. Its product is annotated as extracellular calcium-sensing receptor-like. Gene Ontology annotation, cellular component: membrane. Gene Ontology annotation, molecular function: G protein-coupled receptor activity. Bases 292 to 1518 code for a protein of 408 amino acids. NCBI's taxonomy places the organism in Eukaryota, Metazoa, Chordata, Actinopteri, Siluriformes, Ictaluridae. Gene Ontology annotation, biological process: G protein-coupled receptor signaling pathway. The transcript is spliced from 3 exons. The record is from RefSeq and is a predicted model, not a curated record.
ACUAGUUUGAACAACUUAUUUUUUUAAGAGUAAUGAACUUAAAAGCUUGUGUUUAUUAAACAAAUUAUUAAUUAAAUGUUAAUUGAAAAUACAUUUGAUUGCAGAGGAAAAUGUAAUUUAACUCAAUGUAGUUUGUUGGUUGAACUUAAUUUCAUUACAAGUUAUCAUAACUCAAAAAGAUUGAUAAAAUGUUGCAUUAUAUAUUUAUUUAUUUAUUGUUGAACCUAGACAUUUAUUUUUAGAGUGUCCUUAUAUUCUUAACUGAAGAGUAUGCAAUGCUUCCUUUAGAUAAUGAAUGAGUUGAAGAAAAUCCAUUUCACCACUACAGCAGGAGAGCAUGUAUUCUUUGAUGAGAAUGGAGACCCAGCAGCGAGGUAUGAUGUGCUGAACUGGCAGCAAGGUAAAGAUGGUAAAACAAUGAUUGUUAAAGUGGGGUUUUAUGAUGCCUCUCUGCAAACACACCGUCAGCUGUCAUUUAACAACAUCAAUAUAUCCUGGGUGCCAGUCUCUGUGUGUAGUCCGAGCUGUCCCCCGGGCACCAGGAAGGCUGUGCAGAAAGGAAGGGCAAUCUGCUGCUUUGACUGUAUACCAUGCGCAGAGGGGGAAAUAAGUAACAUAACAGAUUCUAUAACUUGUAUCAAGUGCCCUCCUGAACUGUGGUCUAAUGACAAGAAGGAUACCUGUGUCUUAAAGCUGGUGGAAUUCCUGUCAUUUGAGGAAAGAAUGGGAAUCAUUCUUGUAUCAUUUUCUUUGUUAGGAGUAUCUUUCACCAUCAUCAUUGCUGUAAUUUUCUUUAAACACAAGGACACACCAAUUGUUAGAGCAAAUAAUUCUGAACUGAGCUUUCUGUUACUCUUCUCUCUUACUCUGUGUUUUCUCUGUUCACUUACUUUUAUUGGAUGGCCAUCUGAUUGGUCCUGUAUGCUUCGCCAUACAGCGUUUGGGAUCAUCUUCGUCCUCUGCAUCUCCUGUGUUCUUGGGAAAACGGUAGUGGUGUUAAUGGCCUUCAGGGCUACACUUCCUGGCACUAAUGUCAUGAAAUGGUUUGGGCCUCUACAGCAGAGACUCAGUGUACUUGCCUUCACUCUUGUACAGGUCAUUAUUUGUGUGAUUUGGCUAAAUGUUUCUCCUCCUUUUCCUUACAAAAAUAUGAAUUACUACAAGGAAAAGAUUAUAUUAGAAUGUAGUUUAGGUUCAGCUAUAGGAUUCUGGGCUGUGCUGGGUUAUAUAGGAUUUUUGGCCUUUUUAUGUUUUAUUUUGGCUUUUCUGGCUCGAAAACUACCUGACAAUUUCAAUGAAGCAAAAUUCAUCACAUUUAGUAUGCUCAUAUUCUGUGCAGUUUGGAUCACUUUUAUUCCAGCUUAUGUCAGCUCUCCUGGAAAAUUUACUGUAGCUGUGGAGAUAUUUGCCAUUUUAGCAUCAAGCUUUGGUUUACUAUUCUGCAUAUUUCUCCCAAAGUGUUAUAUAAUCAUCCUGAAACCAGAGAAGAAUACUAAAAAGCAAAUGAUGGGUAAAUGAUUUAGCCAGCUAAAUAGUCAGUAGUUUUGCACUGUUUAAUAUAUGUUUUAGUUUAGCUAAAAGACUUUUAAACAAAUCGUCAUAGAGACCUAUUAUUCAAUUAAUACAACAAAUAAAGUUAAAAUAAUGCUUUAUCUU